This is a messenger RNA of Funneliformis geosporum, 993 nucleotides long. NCBI's taxonomy places the organism in Eukaryota, Fungi, Glomeromycota, Glomeromycetes, Glomerales, Glomeraceae. The record is from the annotation of a GenBank genome assembly.
AUGAUUGAACUUGAAACAUUAUGUCUUCCUUCAUUACGUAAAGAACAACCGAAUCAUGAUACUCUUUUAAAUGUUUUAAAAAACCUCCAACAAUAUUUUUUUGAAAAAGAAACCAAACCAAUUUGGGAGAUGAAUCCUUUAAAUGGAUGCGGGGAAAAAAAUUAUUCAUUGGAUCAAAAGAAUGUCAUCGAAUGGUUAACCAAACUUGUUGCUUCCUCAUUGGAAUGGAUGGUUGAUGAUUCGGAAAGAGAUGAUGUUUUGGAACGCGCAGCAAAAUGCCUAUCUUCCGCUUGCGGAAAAGUUGCAUCCGGGCCAAUCGUUAGGGAAUGGCGGUUUUUAUCACAGGCUGAUAAUGGUCAUUCUGUCAUAUUGAAAAUACGUGAUACAACUUUGCUCGACGAUGAUGUUGGUUUCAAGACAUGGGGUGCCGCUUAUUUAUUAGCAAGACGUUCCACAUCAGGAUUUGCUAUGCCGUUGGAUCAACUCCGGUCGAUUCCUAUCCUCGAGAUCGGGACCGGUACGGGGUUGGUCGGUCUGACUUGCGCGAAAUUGGGUUGUCCAAAAGUUAUCUUAACGGAUUAUCAUCCACGCGUUCUCUCUAACGUUGCUUAUAACGUUCAAUCAAAUCAAUUGGAUUCAACUGUACAUGUGGAAAAACUGGAUUGGGAAGAAAUUGCUUAUGGUGAAAAAAAAAGUCCUAUUUCAGAUAAUAUAUCUCGAGAAAAAUUUGAAAUCAUUGUCGGUGCAGAUAUUGUGUAUGAAAUUCCGCAUACCGAUUGGAUACCUAAAGUGAUAAAUCAUUUUUUAUUACCAAGGGGAAUUUUUUAUUUAACGAUUCCUCUUCGUUCAACUCAUACUAAAGAAGUUACGUUGUUUGAAAAACGAAUGUGUGAACAUGGAUUUAUUAUUAAAAGGAGUGAAGAAGAACGAGGAUUAGAUGAUUUCAGUGGAAUGCAAGAGUACAGAUAUUAUGAAUGGAUUAAACUUCGAUAA